AUGUCCAGCAAAACAAUUCAGCAAAAAAGACCGAAUAGGCAAAAUGACAUUCUGCUGCAACACGACAACACCCAUCCUCACAUUGCCAAUUCAAGUUAUGAUUCAAGAACUCGAAUAGGAAGUGCUGCCUCAUCUUCCAUACCUCCAUACUCUCCAGACUUGAUGCUAUCAGCUUUUCAUCUCUUUCAACCACUUUUGAAUGGUUUGUGUGGUAUAUCAUUCAAUAAUGAUGUGGAAUUGAGGGCUUGGUUGGGCAAAUUCUUUGACCCAAGACCAGGAGAUUUCUAUUGCCGAGGCAUCGGAAAACUUAUUGAAUGA
This is a messenger RNA of Octopus bimaculoides (California two-spot octopus), 318 nucleotides long. Its product is annotated as histone-lysine N-methyltransferase SETMAR-like. The record is from RefSeq and is a predicted model, not a curated record. Lineage: Eukaryota; Metazoa; Mollusca; Cephalopoda; Octopoda; Octopodidae.